Molecule: messenger RNA, 1636 nt
Organism: Fragaria vesca subsp. vesca
Lineage: Eukaryota; Viridiplantae; Streptophyta; Magnoliopsida; Rosales; Rosaceae
Product: diacylglycerol kinase-like
Exons: 12
Coding region: 14-1114 (366 amino acids)
Biological process (GO): phospholipid biosynthetic process; protein insertion into mitochondrial inner membrane; phosphorylation
Cellular component (GO): TIM22 mitochondrial import inner membrane insertion complex
Molecular function (GO): ATP binding; kinase activity
Source: RefSeq, a predicted model, not a curated record
AAAGAAAAAAGAGAUGGGUAGCAUUAAUCAGAUAGCAUUGGGUUGCGGAAUAGCUACUGUCAGAGUUUCAAUGGCGAAACCAUCGUGGGCUGUGAGAGCUGAGCUUCCCGGAGCCCCUGAUCUCUUUGCCGAGAGGUCCAUUCUCCGAAGUGGGUCUUCCUCUUCUCGCCGGCGUGACCUUGUUUUCGUCGUCAAUCCUUCAGGGGCUAAUGGGAGGACUGGUAAGGAGUGGAAGAAGCUGCUUCCGUAUUUGAGGUCUCGUCUUGGUGCUGAUUGCAAUAUAUGCGAGUCUUUAACAUCAGGUCCUUCUCAUGCAAUUGACAUAACGCGGGAGGCUAUACGGGAGGGUGCAGAUGCUGUAAUCGUGGUGGGAGGAGAUGGAACUUUGCAUGAGGUUGUGAAUGGAUUCUUUUGGGCUGGAAAACCUGUUACUAAUUACGAUAAAGAGGCCACCCAUUCAACUGCCCUCGGUCUCAUUCCCUUGGGAACUGGGUCUGAUUUCGCCAGAUCAUUUGGCUGGAAAAAUAAUCCGUAUGAAGCCAUCGAACGCAUAGCCAAAGGACAGAGAUCACGAAUAGAUGUUGGAGUUAUUUGUGGAGAAACUGAUGAACCUCAUUACUUUGUUAAUGUUGCUGACAUUCACUUGAGUGCAAAAGCAGGAUACCAUGCUUCUAAAUACAAGAGAUUCGGAAACUUGUGCUAUGUUAUUGGUGCUUUGAAAGGCUUUAUCGGGCACCGUAAUCAGGACCUUAAGAUCAAGGUCAAUGAAGGGGAGUGGGAAGUAUAUCCUCAAGUAACAGCCCUUUGCAUUGGAAAUGCAAAAUACUUUGGUGGUGGCAUGAAAAUUACACCAAAUGCUGAUCCUCAGAAUGGAAAAUUUGAGGUUGUGAUUCUUCAGGACUUCAAGUGGUAUGACUUCCUCUUAAAGCUGCAUAAGCUGUACAAUGGAACUCAUCUAUCAGUGGAAAAUGUAUCUUCAAGAAGUGUGCAUUCUAUUGAAGUGGAGGAGAUUGCAGGAAGUGGCAACAUAUAUGUUCAAUCAGACGGCGAACAUUUAGGAUUCCUGCCUAGAAAAUUUUGUAUAUUACCUUCUGCAGUUGAGAUGAUAUGUUGACAUUCUGCUGGACUUGUGCUUGGUGGUAAUUCAAGAGUAGCAUUCGCGGAGAUAUCUAAGCAUCACAACUGAUGCUGCAGAGAAAAUAGACUGGAACAUUCUUUCCCUUGGAAUAAUCAAUCAGACAAACUAUAAUACACACACGAGUGCCUACAUAACUGAAGCCAAACAAACUAUGAUAGAGUUACAGAUCAACAUAACUGAUCAUCUAACUUCUAACAACUUUCUACAAUCUCCAAGCAAUCAUAUUGAAGCUACUGAUGUGAUCGUCCAUGCUGGCUCUUCAAGCUACUGGUAUUGAAUUUAAUACAUUUUGGUGUGAAUAAAUGUUAAACUGCAGUAUUUUCCUUUACUGGGGCUUUGCCUAUUUUUCUUUGUAGUUCAUUCUUCCUCACUCUGAAGGCAAAGGAUUUAUAAAACUCGUAGACUUGAACUUUUGUUGGUAGCUGCAACACAAAAACAAUAAAUCUCAGAAAUAGGUAACUGUGGCUCAAAGAUAAGAUAAGAAACCUAAUUGUGGCU